Molecule: messenger RNA, 1819 nt
Organism: Corticium candelabrum
Lineage: Eukaryota; Metazoa; Porifera; Homoscleromorpha; Homosclerophorida; Plakinidae
Product: myotubularin-related protein 8-like
Biological process (GO): phosphatidylinositol dephosphorylation
Cellular component (GO): membrane; cytoplasm
Molecular function (GO): phosphatidylinositol-3,5-bisphosphate phosphatase activity; phosphatidylinositol-3-phosphate phosphatase activity
Source: RefSeq, a predicted model, not a curated record
AAGUUAGAGUUGGUUAUUUUCCAGAGCAUGUUGUCGCCUGCAGAUGAAGCACAUUAGUACACCCAAGAUUGAUGACGUUCACUUGCAGAGCAAGUUCUCACAGAAGAAAACACACAAAGGCAGUCUUUACGUGACACCAACCCAUCUUAUCUUUCACAAUCAAACCGUAGGAAGAGAAACAUGGCUGUUGCAUACUCACAUCUUACAAGUGGAAACGCUACCAUUAAAUACGAAAGGCUCGCCCUUGAAGAUAACCUACAAAACAUUUAGAUCAUUCACAUUCAUCUUUGCUAAAGAUCGUGAAUGCCAAGACAUCUAUGAUACUCUGGUGCACUUCUCUAAACCAAAUUCAUAUAAUGAUUUAUAUGCGUUUCACUACUCACCACAAGAGAAGAAAUUCAGCCGCGAGAACGGCUGGUCUAUCUUCCAUCACAAGAAAGAGUUUGGUCGAAUGGGCAUUCCCAACGACUACUGGCAUUACAGUCCAUUGAAUGAGAACUUCAAGGUUAGUGAAGAAGUCGUGAAUGGGAGUGCUAAGUUUAGGUCGAGAGAGAGAGUACCAGCAUUGUCUUAUUACCACCAAGAGACACAGGCAGCAUUAUGUCGUUGCAGUCAGCCACUAAGUGGGAUGGUCAAACGAUCAUCAGACGACAAACAUUUGGAAACAAUUACGCGAGCGAAUCCCAACAAAGGAUACAUGUAUGUAGUCGACACACGCCCACGAAUCAAUGCAAUGGCCAACAAAGCAGCAGGAAAAGGUUAUGAGAAUACAAAUUUUUACAGCAAAAUGGAGUUUCACUUUUUGGGAAUUCCCAACAUUCAUGUGAUGCGUGACAGUUUGAACAAACUGGUAGAAGUUGUGUCGAAUCCUAGUUUGAGUAUGACAGAGUUUCUCAGUGGUAUUGCGGGCAGUGGUUGGUUGAAACAUAUUAGGAGUGUCAUGGAGACAUCAAUUUUUAUAGCAGAGGGGCGGUCUGUGUUGGUUCACUGCAGUGAUGGUUGGGAUCGAACGGCUCAGAUGUGCUCUGUUGCCUCGUUGAUUGAUCCUUACUAUCGCACUUUGCACGGAUUUCAAUUUCUAAUCUGUAAAGAGUGGCUGGCAUUUGGACACAAGUUUACUGAAAGAAGUCGUGUGGCAGCUCCAGUGCCAGUUUCCAUGUACUUUCCAGUUUAAUGAGAAACUCUUUAUUGAUCUCCACAAACAUGCCGUUCAUGUCAGUUUGGAACAUUUCUUGGCAACUGUGAACGAGAACGAAAAGAGCUAGAAUUGAGUAGCCGAACGUAUUCAUUCUGGGGAUAUGUAUGGGAGCAUGAGCAUGAGAGUGAGUAUUUGAAUCUCAUGUAUCGAUCAAUGACGAAAUACACUGAAAUGAUGCUUAAUCCAAACAUUAGCCCACAGAGAAUACGGUUUUGGAGAGGAAUGUACAGUCGUCAUGAUCACGCUGUGCUUCCUCGGUAAUCAACAGAAUCUUGUCUUGCAAGCAUCGUACGGGAAACAGAGAAUUGGCGGAAAGAGAAAUCAGUCCUAGAACAGAAAAUUAAGGCACUGAAAAAGCGUCUUGGCUAUGUUGAUCAUGAAGCAGACGAUUCAUCCAUUUCCGAUAUGAAAGGAGGAGAAGACAAGAGCAUGGGUCGUAUGGAGAAAAGAAAGAUAGCCUAGACUGUAUUGUUGACAACAGUUUCUAUGGGUGGGAUCACUAAAUAGAGAGGCUAAGUGGCUUUCUCUAGAGCAGCAGUCUCUGUUACUGGAAGUAGUUGUCAUGAGUGUGACACAUUUGUGUAACAUAAGAAUGACACACAUUGAUGCUUUCACAACAAA